GCUGCCCGGGCGCAUCGCGGUGCAGGACGACCUGGACAACACCGAGCUGCCCUUCUUCACCCUGGAGAUGUCUGGGACGGCGGCGGACAUCUCGCUGGUGCAUUGGCGGCAGCAGUGGCUUGAGAACGGUACCUUGUACUUCCAUGUCUCCAUGAGCAGCUCGGGGCAGCUGGCCCGGGCCACUGCACCCACACUCCAGGAGCCCUCGGAGAUUGUUGAGGAACAGAUGCACAUUCUCCACGUUUCCGUGAUGGGUGGCCUGAUCGCACUCCUGCUGCUGCUGCUGGUCUUCACUGUGGCACUGUAUGCCCAGCGCCGCUGGCAGAAACGCCGCCGCAUCCCCCAGAAGAGCGCCAGCACAGAGGCCACCCACGAGAUCCACUACAUCCCCUCGGUGCUGCUGGGUCCCCAGGCCCGGGAGAGCUUCCGCUCCUCCCGGCUGCAGGCGCACAAUUCCGUCAUCGGGGUGCCCAUCCGGGAGACCCCCAUCCUAGAUGACUACGACUAUGAAGAGGAGGAGGACCCUCCCCGGCGGGCCAAUCACGUCUCUCGCGAGGAUGAGUUCGGCAGCCAGGUCACGCACACCUUGGACAGCCUAGGCCGGCCAGGCGAAGAGAAAGGGGACUUUGAGAAGAAAGCAGCAGCUGAGGCGACGCAGGAGACAGUGGAAUCCCUGAUGCAGAAGUUCAAGGACAGUUUCCGUGCUAACACGCCCAUCGAGAUUGGUCAGCUGCAGCCUGCACCACGCAGUGCCUCGGCAGGGAAGCGGAAGAGGAGGAGCAAGUCUCGAGGGGGCAUCAGCUUCGGGAGAACCAAGGGGACUUCAGGGUCAGAGGCAGACGACGAGACCCAGCUGACGUUCUACACCGAGCAGUACCGCAGUCGCCGCCGCAGCAAAGGUUUGUUGAAAAGUCCAGUGAACAAGACGGCCCUGACGCUGAUUGCUGUGAGCUCCUGCAUCCUGGCCAUGGUGUGCGGCACACAGAUGUCCUGUCCGCUCACCGUCAAGGUGACUCUGCACGUGCCUGAGCACUUCAUUGCUGAUGGGAGCAGCUUCGUAGUGAGUGAAGGGAGUUACCUGGACAUCUCCGACUGGUUAAAUCCAGCCAAGCUGUCCCUGUAUUACCAGAUCAACGCCACCUCCCCCUGGGUGAGGGACCUGUGUGGACAGAGGACUACAGAUGCCUGUGAACAGCUCUGUGAUCCAGAAACAGGCGAAUGCAGCUGCCAUGAAGGUUACGCCCCUGACCCAGUUCACAGACACCUGUGUGUGCGCAAUGACUGGGGACAGAGUGAAGGACCGUGGCCUUACACGACACUCGAGAGGGGGUACGACCUGGUGACAGGGGAGCAAGCCCCUGAAAAGAUUCUCAGCUUGGGCCAAGGACUGUGGCUUCCUGUCAGCAAAAGCUUUGUGGUUCCGCCUGUGGAGCUGUCCAUCAACCCCCUGGCCAGCUGCAAGACUGACGUGCUCGUCACCGAAGACCCUGCGGAUGUCAGGGAAGAAGCGAUGCUGUCCACAUACUUUGAAACCAUCAACGACCUGCUGUCCUCCUUCGGGCCAGUCCGUGACUGUUCUCGCAACAACGGAGGCUGCACUCGAAACUUCAAGUGUGUAUCUGACCGCCAGGUGGACUCCUCAGGAUGUGUGUGCCCCGACGACCUGCGGCCCAUGAAAGACGGCUCCGGCUGCUACGACCACUCCAAAGGCAUCGACUGCUCAGACGGCUUCAACGGGGGCUGCGAGCAGCUGUGUUUGCAGCAGACCCUGCCUUUGCCCGAUGACGCCACCUCCAGCACCAUCUUCAUGUUCUGCGGUUGUGUGGAGGAGUACAAGCUGGCUCCUGAUGGAAAAUCCUGCCUGAUGCUCUCAGAUGUCUGUGAGGGCCCCAAGUGCCUCAAACCUGACUCCAAAUUCAACGACACCCUCUUUGGUGAGAUGCUACAUGGAUAUAACAACCGGACUCAGCAUGUGAAUCAAGGCCAAGUCUUCCAGAUGACCUUUAGGGAGAACAACUUCAUCAAGGACUUUCCUCAGCUGGCCGACGGGCUGCUGGUGAUCCCGCUGCCUGUGGAAGAGCAGUGCCGGGGGGUCCUCUCCGAGCCCCUCCCGGACCUCCAGCUGCUCACUGGAGACAUCAGGUACGACGAGGCCAUGGGCUACCCCAUGAUGCAGCAGUGGCGGGUCCGCAGCAACCUGUACCGCGUGAAGCUCAGCACCAUCACCCUCUCGGCAGGCUUCACCAACGUCCUAAAGAUCUUGACUAAGGAGAGCAGUCGGGAGGAGUUGCUGUCCUUCAUCCAACACUACGGCUCCCACUACAUCGCUGAGGCCCUCUACGGCUCCGAGCUCACCUGCAUCAUCCACUUCCCCAGCAAGAAGGUCCAGCAGCAGCUGUGGCUCCAGUAUCAGAAAGAGACCACUGAGCUGGGCAGCAAGAAAGAACUCAAGUCCAUGCCCUUCAUCACCUACCUCUCAGGUCUGCUGACAGCCCAGAUGCUGUCAGAUGAUCAGCUCAUCUCAGGUGUGGAGAUCCGCUGUGAGGAGAAGGGCCGCUGUCCCUCUACCUGCCACCUCUGCCGCCGACCAGGCAAGGAGCAGCUGAGUCCAACACCAGUGCUGCUGGAAAUCAACCGGGUGGUUCCCCUUUACACCCUCAUUCAAGACAAUGGAACCAAAGAGGCCUUCAAGAGUGCACUGAUGAGCUCCUACUGGUGCUCAGGGAAAGGGGAUGUUAUUGAUGACUGGUGCAGGUGUGACCUCAGCGCCUUUGAUGCCAGUGGGCUCCCCAACUGCAGCCCCCUACCGCAGCCGGUGCUUCGGCUGUCUCCAACAGUGGAGCCCUCCAGCACCGUGGUUUCCUUGGAGUGGCUGGAUGUUCAGCCAGCUAUCGGGACCAAGGUCUCGGACUAUAUUCUUCAGUACAAGAAAGUAGAUGAAUACACAGAUACGGACCUCUACACAGGAGAAUUCCUGAGUUUUGCUGAUGACUUACUGUCUGGCCUGGGCACAUCAUGUGUCGCAGCUGGUCGAAGCCACGGAGAGGUCCCUGAAGUCAGUAUCUACUCUGUCAUCUUCAAGUGUCUGGAACCCGACGGUCUCUACAAGUUCACUCUGUAUGCCGUGGAUACACGGGGGAGGCACUCAGAGCUCAGCACGGUGACCCUGAGGACAGCCUGUCCACUGGUCGAUGACAACAAGGCAGAAGAGAUAGCUGACAAGAUCUACAAUCUGUACAAUGGGUACACGAGUGGGAAAGAGCAGCAGACGGCCUACAACACGCUGAUGGAGGUCUCAGCCUCCAUGCUCUUCCGAGUCCAGCACCACUACAACUCGCACUACGAGAAGUUUGGUGAUUUUGUCUGGAGGACCGAAGAUGAGCUGGGGCCCAGGAAGGCCCACCUGAUCCUGCGGCGCCUGGAGAGAGUGAGCAGCCACUGUUCCAGCCUCCUGCGGAGCGCCUACAUCCAGAGCCGCGUGGACACCGUGCCCUACCUUUUCUGCCGCAGCGAGGAGGUCCGGCCGGCGGGUAUGGUCUGGUACAGCAUCCUCAAGGACACCAAAAUCACAUGUGAGGAGAAGAUGGUGUCCAUGGCCCGAAACACGUAUGGGGAGUCCAAGGGCCGGUGAAGGGGGUGCCGCCCUCCGUGAGCACAGAGACUCUCCGUGGGAGGGGAGCAGUACUCUCACGGAUUCUGGGGCCUGGGUGGGCUGGGGGACGGCUGCAGAGGGGCCUGGCAGAGGAGGCCUGCCAGCAAGGCCAAAGCAAACUCUUUCUUUUGUGGAUAGCCGACAGAGAACUUUGUAACCACUGGAAUUGUUCAUUUUUCUCUAUCUUUUAUUUUUUCUAAGAUAUUAUUUGGACUAUCAAAGUCUCUCCUUUUUAAAGUUUUUUCUUAUGGAUGGUGGUAAAUCCCAAGGCAAGAGCUUUCAGAUGGAGACCAAGCGGCCUUUCCUGUUCUCCCUUCCUCUUGCCACACUCCCUCCCUUCCUGCCAUGGCGCCCUUGGAGAGACAUUUGGACCUCUUCCGCAUCUGGAAGGAGGCCCAAGGAAUGCUGCAGUGAGGAAGCCUGGGUCUUUGGAACUUCUUUUUUUCCCAGACAUCAUUGAGUUUGCAGGACCUCACCUCUUCCUGCCACCUGUGGGGGUGCCCACAGCCCCCCCAGGAAUGUCCACGCAUUAAAAAUUCCUAUUGUCUCUCUUU
Condylura cristata (star-nosed mole) is the source of this 4206-nucleotide messenger RNA. RefSeq names its product astrotactin 2 (gene ASTN2). Gene Ontology annotation, molecular function: protein binding. NCBI's taxonomy places the organism in Eukaryota, Metazoa, Chordata, Mammalia, Eulipotyphla, Talpidae. Bases 68 to 3631 code for a protein of 1187 amino acids. The record is from RefSeq and is a predicted model, not a curated record. Gene Ontology annotation, biological process: neuron migration; neuron cell-cell adhesion. The transcript is spliced from 23 exons.